Messenger RNA from Dermacentor albipictus, 701 nucleotides. RefSeq names its product cystatin-2-like. The record is from RefSeq and is a predicted model, not a curated record. Gene Ontology annotation, molecular function: cysteine-type endopeptidase inhibitor activity. Lineage: Eukaryota; Metazoa; Arthropoda; Arachnida; Ixodida; Ixodidae.
CGUGAGACGUACAGCUGGGGUGGAACCAAAAAAUCCCCUGCGCCAAAUUGUGCGCUCAGGACAUCGUUGGCUGCCGCACGCGAUCGCUGGUUGGGAGGGCCGACUAUAUAUACCGACGUCGGAGAUAUAUCGGACGAGUGUGCAUUCCAGCCUUUUUGGUGCGUUCCGGUGCCGAGCGUUCUGGCAAGGCAUGGGGAAAUACGAGUAUGGCCGUGGUACACCUCAGUUCCCCACAUUUCUCCUGCUUUUACUGCUGACUUUCGAAGCGACGCGUUGCCACCGUUCGCCACCGGGAGGCUGGGUGCAGAAGGACCCAAGCGAGCCACGCUUCCUUGACGCGGCACGUUUCGCCGAACGGAAGGCUGUGGUGCCAGGCGGUCGUAUAUACCGCGUGCUCCAGGUCCUGUCCGCGUGGACCCAGGUUGUGAAUGGCAUCAAAUACAGAGUGCUUUACACGAGGGGACUCAAGUGCGGACCAGCUGAAAGGUGGAGGAUCUGCAACGAGAAUCCGUAUGAGCCUACGGAAAGUUGCAUGGCCGUCGUCUACGCACCGUUCGGCAGCUCUCGAAGGCGACUUGCUGCGCAUUCGUGUUCCCAGUGGCAAGAGGGUGUGAAAGGGCAGGCCGUGAAAGGGCAGGCCGUGAAAGGGCAGGCCGUUUACGGAAAGUAGAUCCGAAUAAAGAAACCUUUGCUGAAGAAAA